AUGGUCGUAAGUCGCAUGCAGAAAUUAAGGCAAGAUUUACACGGAAAAUAUGUCUUUAAACUUCUUAUAGUGUUAUUUGGUUUAAGAAUUAAUGACACCCAACAAUCUACAUCAGUUACAUCUGCAAUACCAGUUCUUGAUUAUUCAGUACCAGAGUGGGCUGCUGAGCCACCAGUUGAUGCUGAUUAUGGCUUUGACAUUAUUAAAAACGGCCUUGUAGUCGAAACGCUAAAAUUUUCGUCCAGAAAAUCUACAACGUUUAUUACAGUUGGUCGUCUACCAUCAUGUGACAUUCGUUUAGAACACCCAAGCGUUUCUAGAUACCACUGUGUGCUACAAUAUGGCAAUGGUAUCAUGGAAAAAGCUAGAAAAGGAUGGUAUGUUUUCGAUUUAGGGAGCACACACGGCACUAAAUUGAACAAACGGCGCAUUCCACCAAAGCAGUACAUAAGAAUAUGGGUUGGACAUGUGCUUCAAAUCGGAGGAAGCACCAGAAUAAUGAAUCUUGUUGGUCCGCCCACUGAUGUUGAGCCUGAAUGGGAGUAUUCCCCAACAGAGAUGAAGAAAAUGAGAGAGCAAGAAAGGAUAGCAAAAGAGAGUAAGCUAAAGGAAGAGUUGAACAAAGCACAUCAGUCUUCUGAGUCAGAGUCUGAUGAAGAAACAUAUCAUGAAAGGUUGGGAAAGUACUUCGAUGCAGAGGACAAUCAAGAGAAAUACCAAAAAGACCCUUUAAAGGUCCUUAGUCACUUCUUUGAAGAGGAAGGCUUUGACAUGGAGUUCUCUUUCACCGAAAUGGGUACUGGGCGAACUCACAAAUGGCACUGCUCUAUAGAGUUGCCAGUAGACACAGCUACUGGUCAGUCGUUGUCUGCUAGUGCGUCAUGUAGUGGAAGUAAAAAAGAAGCACAGGUUGCAUGCGCUUUGAACGCUUGCCAUAUAUUGGACGCACAAGGAGUAUUGUAUCGAAGAAGUAAUGUUCGGCGUAGGAAAGAGAGGGAUUUGGAAGAAAAUGAUUUUUAUGACUCUGACGAAGACACGUUCUUUGAUCGUACUGGCCAAAUCGAAAAAAGUCGAGAAAAUAGACGGAAACGUGCUUUGAAAGCACAAGGAAAACCAACUGAAGAAACUGAAACUUACGAGAGUCUACUCAGGAAAAUUAGUGAAAUUGAGGCGGAGAUGAAAAGUCUUCAAGCACGGCUUCUUACCUUAUCCGGUAGGGAAACGAGAAGGAAAGAAUUUGUCGAAGAUGAUGAUAUAGAUGCGUUUUACAAAGAUAUUAUAAGUAAGGAAACAGACGACCUGACAACCAAAACGGAGAAGUCGCAGCUACGUUUACAAUUAACUGAAUUAAAGCAUGAAAAAGAAAGAAUGGAGAAACUGGCUAGGAUUGUCAAGCCUUUAGAAUUGCCUAAGUUAGAACCGACUUCUCAGGCUUCAGGGACAGAGAAGGGGAUAACGGCGAAUGCAAAUAAAGUUUUUGCGGCGACAAUGAAGAAGUUAGCGCAGCUAAGACGUGCUAAGGCGGUAAAUGCUGCUGAGAAUCCAAAUGAGGGAAGCUCUGCGGUUCAAACGGCUGACGAUGUAUUUGUUGCUGAAGAGGAAGAUGAUAAAAAGUCAGAGUGCGAUGAAACUCCUAGAAUUUCGAGUCUUUAUUCCUCAAGAUCAGGUGACAGAGCUUCACCUGAUGUUUCGCCUAAUGCAAAUGAGCAAGAGGGAGAAGGUAGUUUGACGGCAGCAGAACUGCAUGAUGUGAGUGUGGUGCAAGAAGAGGAUGACAGUUGUGCAAGUGGUACAGAAAUUAGGAAGCAAACAAAACGCGAGGAUUCAGCGGAGCUUGAAAUUCGAACAAAAAGGCCUAGAGUACGAACUCGGCUCAGUAAAGAAAGUGGGAAGGUUAGCACUGGGGAUGCCACUAACCGUUUAAAUGCAGCAGAUUAUGGUGAAGGUUGCGUAAAUCGUGAUGAGGAUUACAUUACGUGGGUUCCUCCUGACACGCAAUCUGGUGAUGGAAGAACGGCUUUGAAUGAAAAAUUUGGUGGUAGAUAUUAA
Messenger RNA from Enterobius vermicularis (human pinworm), 2049 nucleotides. NCBI's taxonomy places the organism in Eukaryota, Metazoa, Nematoda, Chromadorea, Rhabditida, Oxyuridae. The record is from the annotation of a GenBank genome assembly.